This is a messenger RNA of Mytilus trossulus (common blue mussel), 6867 nucleotides long. RefSeq lists its product as uncharacterized. Bases 440 to 6742 code for a protein of 2100 amino acids. NCBI's taxonomy places the organism in Eukaryota, Metazoa, Mollusca, Bivalvia, Mytilida, Mytilidae. The record is from RefSeq and is a predicted model, not a curated record. The transcript has 4 exons.
ACAUGUUGGAUGUACAGAACUUCGAAGGAGAAAUCCGUAUUGUUGCGGUAAAAACCUGACUUGUUUUAGAUAGUACUUUUUAAAACUGGAUCCCAGUUGCACACUUUUAAACCAGAAGAAGAAAAAAAUUGUCAACAAUGUUUUGGUUUGUCAAGAUUUAAAUUGAAAUGCUCAAGAGAUACAUCAAGCACAGUGAAAAUAGAACAACACAUCAAGUUUUAAGACGACAUUCCUGUAUAUCAAAAUAAAAUCUAACAGCAUAAAAAAAUAGAUUAGAGAGCUACAUUGUACAUGUAUACAGAUUUGAUCAUGGAGAAAUAAUAGAACAAAAGAUACCAAUGUGUAAUGUCUAUAAUGACAGAAAUGGAUGAAAGUCUUAGGAUUAUUCAAGUGCAUAGAACCAUAAAUAACUAAAGUGGUCAAAGGGAGCAGUAGUAAAAUGGCCGACAUGUUUCAUGAACUGGAAGAAAUAACAAGUUUCAGUGAAAACAGUGAAGACAUUCCAAGUAUUUUUCAACAGUUUGAUUUACUGGUAAACAAUAGAAAUAAAAGUAAGAAGAAGGAAAAUUUAGUCGAAGAUUUACGAAGACCGGGUCACAACCACGCGUUGGAUAAAAUGAUGCUUCAGCACUUGAAUAAAAAGACGAAACCAAAAAGAAAAGUCAGUAGCGUUCCUUUACUGUACAUUCCCGGUGAAACGAACUCAUCAAUUGUUACGAUUGAUCAAGAAACAUUUAGGGGUUUAGUUGGAAACCCAAAACCUAAACAAAGACAAAGUAGAAAAAAGGUACCAAAAACACUUGAUUUUGAAGACAGUAAAGUACCUCUAUCACAAACACUGCCUUUUGACUCUGAAACUGUUUUACAGGAAGUUGAAACUGGUCAGAUGAAGGGAGAUAACUCUCCUCAAAAUCAAAAAGUAGAAUGUGCUAUUUGUGGGGUGAAAUUUGAGAAUAGUCUACGGUUAAAGCAACACUCUCGGGUGCAUAGAAGAUGUAUAAACAAUGGCAGACGAUAUUCACCACGGAAGACAUUUUGUUUAAUUCCAGAUAAUUUUACAAAUCAAAUUAACAAUCAUGGUGAUGAUAUUUCUAAUGAAAAUUGUAAUGAACUUUCAACAAAAACUAUUGGACAAUGUUCUGGAGACAUUUCAUCAUCACUCGCCAUGCCAAUAGCUUCAACCAAUGGAUCAACUUGUGUAUCAAUUAAUGCAAAUCUUGUUAACACCUUUUCCGAUCCCAAAAAUGGAGCAAUUCUUUCAAAUAUUUUGCAGAAUUUUGUUCAACAGAACAAAAACAAUAGUGCAAAUUCUAAAUUUGAUAGAGACGAAAAUUCUCAGCCAAUUACAACUGCUCUUUCAGAAAAAAUUUCGUCAGAAACAGAUGUUGGUUUGACGGUAUUUGAUCAUGAUGAAUCAGUUUUUAAGAGUAAUAAAGGCAAUAAAAACAUUAGCACUAUAGGAAUUUUCAGGGGUUGCACAAAUUCUAAUUUUAGUAACACAGUUAAAACUAAAAAUGUUCAACAGAAGAGUACAAAAAGUAAGAACAGUAUAGAAAAUCUAUUCAAUGAAAACAAAGGAUCUGAAAGUAAUAUGGUGGAGGACAGGUGUGAGAAUGUUUACCAUAAUUCAAAUAGUAACCAAUCAGAACCUUGUAUUGAAAAAAGUAACCAAUCAGAAUCUUGUGUUGACAAAAGAAACAUAAUAGUUGAUAAGCAGAGUAAUAAGCUCGGAAAUAUUCAGACAGGUUUGCAAAUGAAAGCUGCUAUGGAAAAGUCUUCCAAAAGUUUUAAUUUAUGUAAGAAUACUUUAACAGUAACAGCAGAAAUUCAUGCCCAAGCUUUUGAUAAUGCUAGAUAUCAAAGAAUAUCUGGUAAUGAGGUAAAAACUUUUAAUGGUGAAUUGUGUCAGGGAAUUGAAAUUGCUGAUGAAACUGAAAUGGAAAGAGAGUCAGAAUAUAUAAGUAUAGAGGAACUUGAGAAAGGCGCAUUAAUGGCACUGAAGAAAUUAUCAGCACAGAUAAGUCCAAGAAAGGGAAGUUACUCAUUAUCAGGACGGGCUAGUUCAUUGAAGGGAAGUAAUUUUGUGUCAUCUCGGGCAAGUCCAAUUAAAGGAAAUAAUUCACUUACAGCACAGACAAGUCAAAUUAUAGAAAGUCCAAUGAAGGGAAGUAACUGUUUAUCAGCUCAGACAAGUUCAACAAAGGGGAGUAAUUCUUUAUCAGCACAGCCAAGUCCAGUGAAGGGAAGAAACACUUUAUCUAUUCUUGCCAGUCCAGUGAAGGGAAGAAACACUUUAUCUAUUCAUGCCAGUCCAACAAAUGGAAUAAAUUUCUCAUCAACACAUUCAAGUCCAGUAAAGGGAAGUAACACUUUAUCAAUUCAUGGAAGUCCAACAAAGGGAAGUAAUUCUUUAUCUCUACAGGAAAGUCCAAUGAAGGGAAGUAAAUCUUCGUCCAACAGAACUCCAUGCAAAAGAAGAAUAGUUGAUAGGUCUGUGCAUGGUAAUGGGGAUCAUUCAAGUAGUGAUGCUGGACAAAGGGAGAUAAGUUGUCCAGUGACUGAAAAGAGUACAAAAAGGGGAGAUAAUGUAAUAAUUAUGUGUAACCAAACUGAAACAAAAGGAUCUCCUUGUACUAGAAUGGUGGAAUUUGUCAAACAAAUAGAAAAAAUCUGCAAAAAUAAAAAUUGCCCAGAAAUGAAUGAUCUGGAAGGUAAACAAAGUCAAAAAGAGGGUGACAUUAUCAUUUCUGAUAAAAAUGGAGAAUCGUCAGUUGUUAGAAGUCCGCCAUAUUUAGAUGAUCUAUCAUUUCGUAACACAACAAAAUACUGUGGAAUCUCGUUAAACAAUGACCGACGAACAGAAGGAAUUGAAACUAUUCAGAACCAACAAGAUUAUAUUUUAAAUGAUUCUUUUUGCUCAAGAACAUCUAGUUACCAUGACAACAUGAAGCACUACAAAAUCUGGAAGACUCAGUCUGUUGAUUUCGAAAAGUUAAAUUCUACUCAUAGAAAUCAUGUUUGUGAUUUGGAAGAAAGAGCUGUGAUUUUAAACCAUAAUCAUGAAUCUGAUGAAGUGAUUAAAAACUCUAUCAAUAAUCAAGAUGCAUUAUUAUCAUUUGAGCUCAAUGAAGAUGGUGAAAUUGCAAAAUAUUCUGACACGCCAAACUUGCCAACAUUAGUAUGUUCUGAGCUUGACAGUGAGAUGCAAGAAAAUGGGAAUAAUGCACUAAAUUUCACAGAGUGUAGUAGAGAUAAAAAUACAAAUGAAGAAAACACAACAGUUACACAAAAUUUUGAAAGACCUUUAGCCGAUUUGUGUGAGCUUAAAAACAUGCAAGAAAAUCAUUGUAAUGUUUUUGAGAAUGACGAAAAUUGUUAUCAUACAGAGACUGACAUAUUCACUGAUGGUAGCAUGGAACAAAGCCCCAGGAUGACACAGAUCAUAGAUCCAAGUAACAAGGCGGCUUUUCUAAAAUAUAGACAAUUACAUUAUGAAGACAGCAUUUUAAGAGAUGAAACAUUAGACCAUGAUGCGAGUUUGUCAAAUUUUAGUUCAAUAGAAAAAUCAAGAAAUCAACCGUUGUUUAAAAGAUUUGAAGAUGAACCUUGUCUGUUUGGUUUGCAGACAGUUAAUAAUGACCUGGAACAAAUCACAUUGAUUGAUGAAAAGGGAGACAAUUUUGAAUCUUUACAAAAAUUAAAGGGAGAUAAUCCUGAGCCAACAUGUGAUGAAUUCAGCAAAAACACACAAAACAAAUCAUCUAUAGCAAAGAAUCUAUUUAAAAACUUUUGCAAACUUAGAAAUUUAGAAUCAGAUACAAAUUGUAAUGUCUAUGCUGAAAUUAUGAAAUUACCGAAAAAUAAGAACCAGUUUGAAGAUUGUUAUGAUACUACAAGCACGGAUGAUUCUGAUGAAUCUGAUCAAGGGGGAGAACUACUUCAUAGAAAGAGGAUAGAUCAUAAAACUCUGUUGUUAAAGUGUUCUAGAUUGUGUUCAUAUCUUGAAAAUAUGGAACGCCUAAAGUGCCAAAAAAGACUUCUCAAAUGCAGUUCAAAAGACAAAAAGUGCAAGGCGCAGAGAGUAUCUAAGAAAUUGAAAAGUAAGGAGAGCAGUGUUUGCAAAUCUAUGGCAAUUGAUAAAAAUAUGAACAAAGGUAGAAGUUUUAAUGCUAGUUUUAAAAAUGCAAAAAAUAAGAAAGGAAAUAUUCAUGGCUUGAUAAAAGAUCAUGGGAACUUACAGUCUCAAAAUUGCAGGAAAAGAAAAACAGAACUACAAGAUCUCCAUGAUGGAAGUUCGGUGGAAAAAUUUAGGAAAGUAUGCAAAAGUAAAAUAAAUGAUAUGAAAAAGGAUGAUGAAGAGCAAAGGAAAAAAGACCGUAAACUCAGCAGUCAAAAAUUUGUAGAAAUAAAUGAUAAAUUCAGGAUCUGCAACAAAAAUUUGAAAGAAAAAUGCACAGUGAAAAACAAAAAGAAAGAAUUCGAACAAGAGAGCCAUAUACAAACGAGAACAAGUCCAAGAAAACGCUGUGUAAAAAGACUUGAGAAAACUGAACAUCUAACACACUGUAAGGAAAGAAUUAACUGUGUUCAGAGUCAAAAGAAGGUUACUCAAAAACAAAGUCCGUCAAAAUUAUCUAAAACUGAAACAUCUGAUAGCUGUCUCAUUAGUAUACGUAAAAGUCCAAGAAAAAGUCCUGCAAAAUCGAUUUCAACAGGAACUGGAAGCAAUAGUCCAAGAAAAAUUGCUCAACAAAGUGUUGGUUCUUCAAAAUUAAUUUGUUUGAAUAAAGACCAUAUCAGCUUAAAAAAGGGACCAAGGAAAACUGUUACCCCUUCAAAAGUUGUCUGUUUGUCUAAAGAGGUAGUCGGCCCAAGAAAGAGUCCAAGGAAAAAUGUUAGUCCUUUGAAAUUGGUCUGUUUGUCUAAAGGUAAAGUCAUCACAAGAAAGAGUCCAAGGAAAAAAGUUAGUCAACUUAAAGCAACCUCUUUGCAUGAAGGAAAAAUCAAUCGAAGCAAUAGUCCUAGAAAAACAGUUAGUCCUUUGAAAGUCUUCUGUUUGUCUAAAGAUAAAAUCAGCCCAAGAAAAAGUCCUAGAAAAACAGUUAGUCCUUUGAAAGUCAUCUGUUUGUCUAAAGGCGAAAUCAGCAUAAGAAAAAGUCCUAGAAAAUUGACAUGCAAAAUCAAUUGUGUUAUGGACUGUUGUAGUGCAGGUGUCGGAGGCAAAAAAGUUAAUAACACGUCAAAAAGUCUGAAGAAGUUAAGUUUUGACCAAAAUAAAAUAGAAGAAAAACAACUGACAGCAACUGAUAAAAACAAAUCAAAAAUGACAACUACCUCAGAAGGAUAUACAUGUAAUAGGAGCAGACAAAACUCUGGGAAAGAAAUAAAGGAAAAUGAGAAGAAAGGAGGAAAUAAUGAAAAAACAGAGAAAGAUAAAUUGAAAGUAAAAUUGUUUAAUAAUAUGUCAGGGAAGGAAAGAAUGGCCAGAGUGACAAAGUCAAAAGGAAAAAAAGAAGUUAAGAAUUUAUGCAUUCCAACUGCUGCUAAAAGUAGAAAAAGUGGUGAUACAUGUACACUCAGUGAAAGAAAGAAAACUAAUGAAAUUGCAUCAUGGGAUAGGUCUGAGACAGAUUUUUCCUCUCGUAAACAGAAACAUGAAAAUGACAAAAAUGAAAAAGUGGAAGUAUGUACAAAUAUGUCUGGCAAGAAACUGAAAAUAAGUUCUGUAAAAAGUGUUCAAGAUUUUCCUCCAAAUGAAGUCCCUUGUUUUAAGACACCUGAAAAAGUUUUAGAUUUAAAUGGAUCAUCUAAGGUAUGUGUACUAAGUGCUGAAAAAAUGACUCCUAAAAAACGCUGGAAAGCAUUAUUCCACAGCCAGACAAAUGAAAAUAAACAUAUAGAAGCUAUUGUUGAUAGCAAAAACAACCAAUCAGAAGCUAAUGUUGACCAGAUAAACCAAUCAGUAUCUAGUUUUGUCAAAGAAAGUAGCCAAUCAGGAACUAGUAUUAGUGCUGUUGAUAAAAAUAUCCAAUCAGAAUCUAAUUUUGACAAAAGAAAUCAAACUGUGUCUAGUAAUUUUGAAGAAAUUGGCCAAUCAGAAUCUAGUAUUAGUGGUAAAAGUAACCAAUUAGAAUGUAGCACAGGCAACAGGAUCCUAGAUAAAUGUACUGAAUCUGAAUCUUGCAAAGAUAAAACCGUUGUGCUGAAUUCUGAAAAGUCUUGUCAAGAACUGAUUGACACUCAAAGCACACUUAAUUCUGCGAAUAUUUCGCAAAAUCCAGAUUCUUUUUCAUUUGUUCAUAGUAUGUCUACAGAAAAUAGUAACCAUGAAGAAUUAAUUGUUUUUGAUGAAAGGAACCAGAAAGAACCUUGUGUUGAUAUAAUUAGCCAAUCAGAAUCUUAUGUUGACAAAAGUAACCAAUUAGAACCUUGUGUUGCCAAAAUUAACCAACCAGAAUCUUGUGAUGGCAAGAGGAACCAAUUAGAAUCUAGACUUGCCAAAGUUAACCAAUCAGAUUUAAGUAUUGACCAAUUAGAAUCAGGUUUAUUAACUAUGAUGCCAUCAGUAGAGAUUGAAAAUACAGAACAUAGUAUACAUGAAUCUGAUGAUGAAUGUGAUAGUGAUGAAUCAUGGUUAGAUGCGAGUUUUUCUUGUGCAAGAUUUAUACAAUAUACUCAAGUUAGGAAUUCAACCAGAACACUGCCAUUUAUUGAGCAAAUGAGAUUGUCAAAUAGAUUCUAACGUGUUACCAAGGUGACUAGUAACUAUGUUUUUGAAUGAAGCAAUCAUAUUGAUUAGUAUAACAAUAUAUGUCAGAUGAGGGUCUGGAUGGGGUUCAUUUAUUCAUGUCAUUUCUUUUUUUUUCU